This is a messenger RNA of Talaromyces stipitatus ATCC 10500, 879 nucleotides long. Its product is annotated as calcium binding protein Caleosin, putative. The record is from RefSeq and is a predicted model, not a curated record. Gene Ontology annotation, molecular function: monooxygenase activity; calcium ion binding. Bases 48 to 827 code for a protein of 259 amino acids. The transcript has 4 exons. Lineage: Eukaryota; Fungi; Ascomycota; Eurotiomycetes; Eurotiales; Trichocomaceae.
GUAUCCAAGCACAUUACCAUCGUCGAUAAUCAAAGCAAUCACCCAGCAUGACUCAAACAAGCGAUGUCGACUUCGACAUAUCCGUCACCAAAUCCAUCGUCACCCAAACCCGCGUCCCUGCAAUCGACAUCGACUCUGCUCUCGACGGAUCUUCCGUAGUCAGAGCAAACCAAGCAGUCUCCCGCGAACACCCUGAAGGAUCAAGGAAAUCGGGAUGGACUGAAAAAUACAAGGAGUAUACCGUAAUGCAGCAACACAUCUUGUUCUGGGAUCGGGAUAUGGAUGGACAUAUAUGGCCACUGGAUACUUAUCGCGGAUUUCGGGAGCUGGGAUUCAAUAUUUUAUUUUCCUGUCUGGCGGUAUUGAUUAUUCAUUUGAAUUUCUCGUACCCCACGAGAUUGGGAUUAACGUAUUUUCCGGAUCCUUUUUUUCGGGUGUACGUUCGAGAUAUUCACAAGGCUAAGCACGGAUCUGAUUCCGGAACUUACGACAACGAGGGUCGAUUCGUACCACAAAACUUUGAGAAUAUAUUCGCAAAAUACGACUCAGACCGUGAUGGAGCAAUUACUUUGUCCGAUAUUACUCGCUUGAUGAAGGGGCAACGAGUCGCCGCUGAUCCCUUUGGCUGGGGAGCAGCAUUGUUCGAAUGGGGAACGACAUGGCUACUACUUCAAAAAGAUGGCAAAGUAUACAAGGAGGAUUUACGGCAACUAUAUGAUGGAUCACUCUUCUGGAGGAUUCGCGAGCAACGGAAACAGCCAAAGGGAUGGCAGCAAGGAUAUGGUCUUGGAGGUGAUAGAUUUGUCGGAUCGCACAAGGUUUUCUAGAUGAUAUGAUUACUCAAUUACUUGGGAUGCGUCUUAGUAUGUUACAACAGGA